AGGAUUUAGUUCCACAGGGCACUGAAGCACCGGAGAUGGCCUGCCCCUGCAUUAUUCCAGGCCAUCACCUUCCCCAGGAGCAACGGGAGUAAGUUGCGUGUACAUGACGUCACUAAAACGUAUAAUGGAGCAAUGGAGGAGAUGCGGUCUUUACAGACAGGUGUGAGUGCUGUCAUCGGAAGUGUACCGGCGGACCGUGACGUCAGCGGAAGUGUAAUGCGUCCAUGGUUACCGCUCCCCCACCAGCUGUCAGUGCGGAAGUAUACAGUCGCCGCAGCCAGGGCCGCUCUGUGUCCGCCGCUAUGUCCGGUCUCAGCGGCCGGGAGAAGGAGUGCUGCAGGCGGCUGCUGGCUCUGCUGGACACCCAGGAUCUUAUCUCCAUAGCGGAGACCGUCACCAACCGCAUGAUCCAUGUGCUGAGCAGGGAAGAGGCCAUUGAUGCAAUCCUGUCAUACAGUAAGGAUGCCACCGAGCUCUUGAAAAGACGUAAAGUUCACCGCAGCGUCAUAUUUAAAUACCUGGAUGAAGAGAAAAUCUCAGUGCUCCCGUCGUGGGAAAAGCAUCAAUUAAUCCAAUGUGCACUGGAUCACUGGAGGGUCCCAGGUGUUCAGAAGGACUCUCCUCCAGGACAGAAGCCUCAUGCCGUGCAAGAAGUCUCCUGCGGGCUGCCCAGCUGUAAGGUAGAAAAGGAAGACCAAUCCCACCUUGAUUCGCUUGACUGUAAACUGCUUGGAGAACAAUUUUGCACUUGGUUUUAUUCUCUCCUGAACUCCCAGAACCCAUCCCUUGGGCAAGAGAGAGGCGACUGGGGGCCCCAGCACUUCUGGGAGAACGCAAUACUUAGAUUUUCGUACAGAACGAGAGAGCAAGCAAUGGAGGAACACAGCGGCUCUCAGAUGACAAGUUUACGUCUGCUUUCUCUAACUCGAGAUGAGAGGCUGAUAUUUAACCCCAACCUCGACAGCAAAGGAUUAAAAUGUGUCACUUCUUCUCAUGGGCUUGUGGUGGUGGCUGUUGCUGGUACAAUUCACAGGGGCAACGCUUGUCUGGGAAUAUUUGAACAAAUCUUUGGAUUAAUUCGCUGUCCGAUUGGUAAUAAUUGGAAGAUCAAGCAUGUGGAUCUCAAGAUCUUAGCACAGACUGCAUUGGGCUGUGAAGAGUCUCAACGUUUGCCUUCUAUUAGUUACAACACUGGGGAAUUGGAGGUCUAUUAUAAAUCUGAUCGCUGAACUUAUUGCACUUCAGUGUGAGUUCACUUGCUGGCGAUAUGGAGUGUGCUUUGUGAUACCAGGAAGUGUGAGGUUAUUGAACUGGUUCAGAUAAGUGGUUUCACUUCAGAUUGAACAUAAAACCUCUCCGCCAGCCGUACAGCACAGACAGAUGUGUGAAAUCAAAGUUGUUUUUUGUUUGUUUUUUAAAUUCUGUAAUAUAGAUAUAAUUGAACGUUGUAGUUCAUUUAAAUUUUUUUUUUUUUAAAAAGUAAAGUUUCACUUUUGGUUAAUAUAAUUUAUAUCGCUUGCUAAGUGCUCUUAUUAAUUCCAAUAAACAUAAAUGUUCACUAGAAGCAGCGACACAUAGCUCACUGCUAAAUGGUGAGAUUAGUGUAAAUUGAAGCCAGUGCUAAUAAAACAGUUCUGCAAACAGACCUACAGAUGGAGCCAUGAUCAUCUUGGCUUCUCUGCUGCGCCUAGGCACACCAUGGUUUAUUAGCAUAAGCCCUUCAUCUAUUGUUCUCAGAUACAAUACAGAGAGAACAAUACAUCAGGGGAUUAAGUCAUUACAGCAGGGGGUUAAAUCCGACUGCCCUUGCUCAGUUAAUCCUAUUCUAGGUCACAGAGAGAAGUUUGCCAGUAUCAACCAAUCAGAUUCUGUCAUUUGUAUGAUGGGUUGCCAGGGGCAAUCCCACCUUUUGCACGAUUUUAUGCAUGACCGGCUCAAUUACAUGUUCUCUAUUUAAGUUGCUGCCGGGCAAAUCACUCAGGGGAUGAAUUCAGGGGGAUCCGGUCUGAAGAUCGACAGUGUCUAGGUCGACAAUGUUUAGGUCGACCACUAUAGGUCGACAGUCGCUAGGUCUACAUGGAUGGAAGGUCGACAGGGUUUCUAGGUCGACAUGUGCUAGGUCGACAGGUCUAAAGGUCGACAUGAGUUGUUCACAUUUUUUUUUUUUCUUUUUUUUGAAUUUUUUCAUACUUAACGAUCCACGUGGACUACGAUUGGAACGGUAAAGUGUGCCGAGCGAAGCGAGCCAUGCGAGGGGACGCGGUGCACUAAUUUGGGAUCCCGGUCACACUACGAAGAAAACGACACCAAAAAAAAAAAAUCCUCAUGUCGACCUUUAGACCUGUCGACCUAGCACAUGUCGACCUAGAAACCCUGUCGACCUUCCAUCCAUGUCGACCUAGUGACUGUCGACCUAUAGUGGUCGACCUAAACAUUGUCGACCUAGACACUGUCGAUUUGAUGAACCACACCCGAAUUCAGGGUGCACACUAGAGGGUAAGGCAGUGGACUGUAUAGCUCAAUAAAUAUAUUGAAAUAAAACUGCUUGAGUUAUUAUUGCUAAAUAAUUUUGGUGUCACUUUUUUUUUUAUUUAUUUUUUUUAUAUGUGAAAUCAAGGAACAGCCUAGCAUGUCAUUAAGAAAAAAUGGGUAACAAAAAAAAGUUUGAUAUGAUAUUUGCGUUACACAGUUAAACUACAGAAAUUAUGGCUAUUGGAUUUACUGGAUCUAAGUAAGAGGUAAAAAAUAGACUUUUAGCAUGAAAGUGUACCCAAGUUCAGUCCUCUUUACCCACAAUUUUAUAUCCUGUGAAUUUAAAAAAAUUGGAAAUAAAAUCUCACUGUCAAAGAAUUUGCGUUUGAGGAAUACUAAGUAGACCACACUAGUUAUGUCCAAAAUAAUGUUAUACAUUCUCUCUAACGCUUAGUAGUCUCAGUAAUGGGUCCUAUAUAUCUACGAGCCAAUUCACUUUGUGCCUGACUCCAAUCCAGAGAACAUUGUUGAUUGGUGAUCAACCAAAAUAUUGUAUGUUUAAAAUUCCCGGCUCAACGAUUACAAUCAUUUUUGUGUUUGAAUCUGUGUAUACCGUAGAGGAUUUCCAACAUGUUGGAUUUCACGAUUCCCCACCCAGGACCGUCAGAACGGGGGAUACUACUUGUUAUGUUUGUGGGUUUUUUCCAGAAGUUCAGUCCAUUUACUCAGAGAACAUGCACAGAAAUAUUUAUUUUGUUAUUUUGUUUAGAAGUUAUUUUGUCAAGUUUUCUUUACAUGUGUGCAGACUGCAUUGAUAUGCUGUAUCCUACAGAGACCAAAAUUACUUAUUUUUAUUGGGAAUUCACUUAUACCAGAACCGUUUUGUCUGAUCAGUGUUUCUCUAUGGGCUGAACUCUCAAACUAUUACAGAAACCUUCCAGGAGAAUAGGCUGUUGUUGAUCCUUCUCCACCUAAUGUAAUGAUAAUCAUCCACCACUAGGUGGACACAGUAGACUAGUUUAUAUAAAAUGUGAAUCCCAGUGAUAAGUAUUAGUUGUCCAGCUAUAUAAGCUGAGCGCAGACUUGCUGCAUUCCUGCUGCUCAGGCUUUACAUGUGAUAUGGCCAUUUGCUGCUCAGACCAUGCUGUUGAUGGCUGUAUUGCAGACAUACUGUAUGCUGAUAGCGUUUUCUCUCAACCACAUAAACCAAAUGCUCCUAAUUAUUAGGAACCCUGCUGGUCCCAAAAAACAAAUGAGAGCUUGGUUAUAUAA
Molecule: messenger RNA, 3744 nt
Organism: Pseudophryne corroboree (corroboree frog)
Lineage: Eukaryota; Metazoa; Chordata; Amphibia; Anura; Myobatrachidae
Gene: C2H3orf38
Product: chromosome 2 C3orf38 homolog
Exons: 4
Coding region: 225-1229 (334 amino acids)
Source: RefSeq, a predicted model, not a curated record